Oryzias latipes (Japanese medaka) is the source of this 4354-nucleotide messenger RNA. Its product is annotated as ubiquitin-associated protein 2. The record is from RefSeq and is a predicted model, not a curated record. Gene Ontology annotation, cellular component: nucleus; cytoplasm. Gene Ontology annotation, molecular function: protein binding. NCBI's taxonomy places the organism in Eukaryota, Metazoa, Chordata, Actinopteri, Beloniformes, Adrianichthyidae.
GACCUGAAAAGAGGGUUUUGAUAGGCUGCUAGAACUUCGCAACGGUGUACAACGGCGCGGUCAAUCACGUGACUGUAACUGCUGCUACUGCUGCUGGCUGAGCGAGGCGUGUUAGCAGAUUUUUCUAUUUUGUACAUACAUCCUUUUGUAUAUACUGUAUAUGAUGACUUCAUUGGUCAGCAACCACACCCGGGGGACGCGGGAUAAGACGCUGCCCGUUGCCACACAAACAACACAACCACAGAAACAGAUACAGGCCACAGCGGAACAGAUUCGUUUAGCCCAAGUAAUCUACGACAAAAAUGACGCUGACUUUGAAGAUAAGGUCAAACAGCUCAUUGAAGUUACUGGAAAGACUCAAGAUGAGUGCAUGGUAGCCCUUCAUGACUGCAAUGAGGAUGUAAACAGAGCCAUCAACUUUCUUCUUGAGAGCACCUCUGACACAAACUCAUGGGAGACAGUGGGAAAGAAGCGUAGCCUUGGGAAAGAGGGAGGGACAUCAGAAAUAAAAGAGAGCCGGGAGAAGAGAGCAGAGAGAGAAGUCAGUCGUGGACGUGGGGGUUCCAACAGGAGGGGGAGAGGCAUCAGCCGAGGGCGUGAAGGUCGUUCAGAGGAGAAUGGUUUUGAGAUGGCUCCUGGAGAAAGAGCGUUGGAUCGUGGCCGUGGAGGGAGGGGGAGAGGGGGUCGUGGCAGAGGACGAGCUGCUGGUGGGAGCAGAUUUUCUUCUCAAGGAAUGGGAACAUUCAAUCCUGCAGACUACACUGCUAACUCUGGAGCUCGCCAAGAGAAUUGGGAAGGUGAUGGCAACGAAACAGCUGAAGGAUCUGGAACUUGGGGAGGCAAUCUGGAAGAUUGGACUUCAGAGGACUGGAGUGAGGAUUUGUCCGAGACCAAAGUUUUCACUGCCUCCUCUACUCCAGCCAACCCCAUUCCACCUGGACACAAUUCUGACCUGGCUAGCUUACUGCCUAAAACUGGUGUCCCUGCUGGAGGUCCUAUGGAAUCUGACCUUGGAGCAAUAGGCGAUGGUCCUUCGGCAGAGGAUUUAGGUCAAAAUCUGGUCUUCACCAAUUCCCACCACAAUGGGCGCACUGCGACACACAGCUAUGCACACGCCACAGCCAGUAGCUACGCCCAUGCUGCCUCUGCUAGCACCACUUACGCACAUGCUGCACUGUCCCCAGUUAUAAGUUCUGGCUUUGGAUCUCUGAAUGCUAGCAAGCAAACACCAACUCCUGAUGUUCGAAAACCAGAGGAACAAGACAGGUCUCGGCUUAUUCAGAGAACCGCUAACAUUGUGCCAACUACAAGCAACAGUCAAGCCUCUCAAGAGGCAGGGACACCCUCAGUGCAAAAUCUUGCACCUUCAUCUUCUGCAGACGUCAAGCCUCAAAGGCUGGAAAAUGGCCCUCUUAUGUACCAAAAGUUGGAAAUGAAGCUACAGCCAGAGCCUUCAGCAGUGCUCAGUCAGUUGACUCAGAGGCAGCAACCGUCCUCCAUUCUGUCCACCACCGAGUCCCUGGGCCUGUCUCAAUCACAUGCACCACAGGUUCCCACACCACCUGGUCAGGAGUCCUCAAAUGUUCUCACAAGAGACGGCAAUUCCUCAGGAGGCAAGCUUUCAAGUUUGGAGCCUUCUCUGUCUGAGCCCCCUCAGCGGCAGUUAAAGGCACAAAGACGAAGAGCGCCCCCUCCCUCUAAGAUUCCGUCAUCAGCUGUGGAGAUGCCAGGGUCAGCAGAUGUACCCGGCCUGAACGUUCAGUUCGGAGCUCUUGACUUUGGUUCAGAGGCAGGAAGUGAGGCUACAGACAUGUCGCAGACGGAGUCACCCAGAGAACACACCCCUGCGAUGGCCCCAGCACCCAUUUCACUUUCCACAGGAGUUCCAACUCAGCAGCCACAGAGCAGCAUAUUCUCAAAGCCAGGAGCAGUUAGCUUACCAUCUGCUGUCUCGGAGCCCAGCUUCCCCUCUUCAUCUCUAGGCUUACCCACCGCUAGUCCCUCACCGUCCCUUGGUCUUCCUAGUGCAGCGGCACCGUCCUCUACAGCCAAUCGCGUGGACAGCGCCCAAAGAUCCUUCACAGCCCAUCUCAGGUUUCCCCAGAGCAAAGAUGUCCCAUCAGCUGCCAGUGCAUCUCUCACAAUGAAUGGCUUUGCUGGCAUGAAGACACAAAGCGCACAAGAAACGGCAGCUUCAGUAAAAACUGAUACUGCUGUUAUGACAAGUGAGAGUAGCUCUGGCCAUCAUGUUCCCUCCCCGGCAGUUACACCUUCACACUCUGCACCCAUCUCGUCAUUAAGCGGGCUUGGGAGCAGUGCACUCUCAACUGGAUCAGCCCUUGUUACAAGUUCUUCUCUCACACAGAGCGAAGGCAGUAGCAAUCUUCAUGCCUUUUCAUCAUCAUCCAGCCAAGUCAUCAAUCCAAGUACAUCUGCCCCUCCAGUUAUCAGUAGCUCAUCUACCAAUGGCCUACACCAGUCUGGAGCGCCAGGUCUUGCUCCAAAUGGCACCAGCUCCACCCUCCCAGCUGCAGGCAGCCGCACAGCCCCACUGCUUACCACCACUUCUAGUAAAGCUCCCCCCAACCUUGCCCAGGGUGUCCCACCUCUUCUGGCCAACCAGUACAUCAUGGGUCCUGGAGGCUUACUCCCUGCUUAUCCUCAGAUUUAUGGGUAUGAAGACUUGCAAAUGCUGCAGUCUCGCCUUCCAUUGCAGGACUACUAUGGUGUGACAUUUCCUGGUGCUGCUGCUCCAAUGCCAGGGAGAGAUGGUUUGGCAAAUAACCCAUAUACUGGUGAGGCAACAAAGUUUGGCCGAAACGAUUCUUCGUCCCCAGCUCCCCCUACCAGCCUCUCUACAGCGGGGGUGUCACAGCCCCAGCAGACUCAGCAGACCGGCUCGCAGGGCCAAGCUCAAAGCCAGGGUCAGCAGGCACAAAACCAGGCCUUCCUCAACCCCCCUCUGCCCCCUGGAUACGGAUACCCAAGUCUCCCAUACUACGCUGGCAUGCCAGGAGUUCCCUCCGCCUUUCAGUACACUCCCGCAGUUUUUGUGCCUCCCAGUUCGGCCAAACAGCCAACAAUGGGCUUGGCAAAUCCCACCAGUCAGUAUCAUCAGCAGCAUCAGCCCAGCUAUGGACAGCAUGCGUACAGCACAGCCUUUGAUGACCUAUCUCAAGCCCAUGGUGGUGAAUUCAAUAAGGCAGGGUAUGGAAGUUCUGCCCAGUCACAGCCCAAGUCAGCGGGCAGCGGCCAAGGGAAAGAUGAUUCUGCAGCCAAGAGUCUUCUGGAGAUGGCACCAGGAUUGACGGGAUCAGGUACCAAUAGUGGAGUACCAGACAUGGGGGGUUCCAUCUACAGCAAAACACAGCCAUUUGACAAGCAGGGCUUCCACACAGGGACUCCACCCCCUUUCAACCUGCCUUCAGCUAUGGGAGGAACAGGGCCCAUGAAUCCAGGGGGUGCACCUGGCUAUGCUCCUGCUCCUUUCUUGCACAUUUUGCCUCCACACCAACAACCGCACUCCCAGCUGUUGCACCAUCACCUUACACAGGAUGGACAGGGUGGUCCUGGUCAGCGCAGUCAGUCCAGUGGAAUGCAACAGAAAGCCCAAGGCAGCAAAUCCAGCUAUGGCAGCUCCCCCUACUGGGCAAACUGAGGAAUGCUUCCUAUUUGGCUCUCACCCAAAAGGCUUCAUGCGUACCUGAGUGUAUGAAGCUGAAACAAAAACAGACACAUUAUACCUACAAUGGGCAACCUUGCUCUCCCCCCCACCACCCUAAGUCCUCAUAAGUCUUUUGGGUCCCCUGACUGUUUUUUUUUUUUUUUUAAUUGGUUGUACAUGUAAGAUAUUUAUGUAUGUAUUUAUAUAUAUAUAAAUAUAUAUGCUGUAUAUGUAAUAGUAGAAAAUGAAACGUGGUUACUACAUUUUAUUUUUGAAGGAACUUUUGUUUACUUUUUUCAAAACUGCAGGAAAUGAUGCUACAUUAAGACACAAUGAGAUGACAGGAAUUAAAGUGAACGCAUAAUUAGAUUUAUCUGGAGAAAAAAGUCCCGAAAAAGGAAAAGCUGCGCUGUUAAAUGUCUAUGAGGACACUUCAGACGGGGGUGGGGUUUAUAUUUACUUAUGCAUCUGUCUCCUUUUUUUUCCUUUUUUAUACCGGACCCCUGGAAUGGCCGAGCUCUUCCCCUUGGACUUUAUUUCAUAGCCUUGUUACCAUCUCUCUGUACCUUUGUCUGGAAGCUGCCUACUAUCCUUGUGUUCCCUUUUAAAACUGACCUGCCCAUUUAAAUUUUAUAUUUUAAUUUAAUUUUAACCCUCAUUUUUCUCAUAAUAAAGUUCUGAGCAGUUGAA